GCGCUAUCGUCUUGAUCGUGGUGGUGGUCUGGAACGAGGGUCCGGGAUUCGUGCCGGGUUGCCGGUAGUUGAUGGCCCGCGGGAGUAACCAGUGAACACCACCCUUUGCCUUCUCCACCACGAUUAUCCUGUCGAAGCCAUGAAAGAUACCCUCACCGAUGCCAAUUUCCCUCGAACGGCGGAUCUUCGUGUAUAUCACCUUGGACUGCGGCCCGGAGAGGUCGCCAACAGGCUCAUCACCGUCGGCUCGUCUUCCCGUGCGCAUACCAUAGCCUCCUUCCUUGACGUUACCCCCAAGCCUUUCCAACUAUCUUCGGAACGAGGAUUCCUCACCAUUACCGGGAGAUACAAGGGUGUCCCGGUAUCUAUUGUCAGCAUCGGAAUGGGCGCCUCCAACAUGGACUUCUUUGUUCGCGAAGUUCGAGAAUGCCUCGUCGGUGACAUGCUGGUUAUCCGGUUAGGCUCUUGUGGAGGUCUCAUCCACGUGCCGGUAGGAACGGUCGUCGUCCCCAGGGCGUGCAUCGCAGUGACACGGAACGUUGAUUUCGACUUUGUCAACCCGGAGGAAAACGACGAUGUGCCUUAUAGAAUAAGCAAACCGGUGUUCGCAGAUCCGGAGUUCCAUGAUGUGGUACAUCAAGCCCUAGAAACCGUGAAACCUUCCGGUUCCACAACCCCAAUCGUCGCUGGGAUCACCAACGCAUCAGCUGAUAGUUUCUACUCCUCGCAAGGAAGACAUACGUCGUUCCCAGACUACAAUGACACACUCAUUGAGCAGAUCAUUGCGUCCACGCCUGAUGUCGCCACAUUAGAGAUGGAGACACAUCACUUAUACCAUCUUGCCGAGUGCUGGUCCAAGAAGAAUCGCAACAUGACGAAAAUGUCCGAAGCAGCACUUCCGCCGCUCAGCACCGGCCCUGUGAAACCGGUAGCGUCCAGUGACAAGGCUGCUGGCACCACAUCCACAGGGACUGCAGCGCUUGCCGCACCGGAUACCGUCAUCCGCGCAGCCGCCGCGCAAAUGGUGUUUGCGUCCCGCACAUCCCAGGACUUUAUCACACCGCAGCAGGUGCAAGACACGGAGAGGUGGACUGGGAAGGGUGUUCUAGAGGCGUUGAUUCGGAUGGAGCUUGCCGCCGAUCGUGUCCAUCCUGAUCAAGGCAGUGUGUGGGCGCUUCAGUAGAAGCCAAGUUUGGAACGAGUCGACUUGGGAUAGAUAAAUUGUCAUGUUUUGAUACCUCGUUUGUUAGAAGCCCACCAGCUUUGGGAAGUAUUUCUUUAACGAUGGCAGUUGAAGGAACCGUAAUCUC
This is a messenger RNA of Guyanagaster necrorhizus, 1310 nucleotides long. RefSeq names its product purine and uridine phosphorylase. The transcript has 9 exons. Gene Ontology annotation, molecular function: uridine phosphorylase activity. The record is from RefSeq and is a predicted model, not a curated record. Gene Ontology annotation, cellular component: cytosol. NCBI's taxonomy places the organism in Eukaryota, Fungi, Basidiomycota, Agaricomycetes, Agaricales, Physalacriaceae. Gene Ontology annotation, biological process: uridine catabolic process. The coding region runs from base 140 to 1183 and encodes 347 amino acids.